GUAUAUUUGGAAAGUAAUCGGCCGUGGAUAUGAUAGGUACUUCUUUCGUUUAAUUAAUCGAUAUCCAUGUGGUAUUGUUGUCAGAUAUAGUCGACUUUCAUGUCAUUAUUUCAUUCUUUUAUGAAAUCUCACUCAGACGUAAAAGCAAGAGCAACACGUUUGUGCUCUAUUUGUAAAUUCAAAGCUACAAGUCUUUAUUAUCAUAUUACAGUGAAUUCAUAUUCGUAAUUUGUUUCAAUCAUAUUUUUCUCUACAUUUUAGAGAAGUCAGACAUUGGUGAGUUACGUUAAUAUGUUCAAUUCAUCUUCACACAAAGUAGAAGGCCUGGUUGCGAUGGAAAAAACUAUAUUAUGAGUAAAAUCCUUUAUCUCGUGUGGAUACCUUGCUGAGUUCUAACGAUGUUCUGCUAUUUUGUGUCAAAAUUAUCUUUCUUCGGAGUGAUAUUGCUUGAAGUCUUAGCUAGCUACCAGAUUCAAGUAGUCGUGGGAUUGGAAUGUCCAAACGGGACAGGAUGGAGCGAAUUCUCAUCCACUUGUUACUACAUACAGGGAGGUAGUAUGGUUUGGGACACAGCAGUUGCUACCUGUGAAGGUCAUGGAGCUUCGAUAGUUGAGAUCACUUCCAUAGAGGAGAACAAUUACGUCAAUAGCAUCUCAAGUGGCUGGCAUAUAUGGCUUAACUGUAGAGACCAUCUUGUGGAAGGACAAUUUGUUUGUGGAGAUGAUGAUCACCCAAUCACUUACACGGCUAAUGAAUUGAGUUCGAAUACUGAGCAAGCGGACUGUGUUUAUUUUAUUGCAGGGACUUGGGGUGUUUACGAUUGCGCAGUAACACCCAUUUCUAUCGUCUGUGAAAUAGAUGAUACAAACCCACAAGAACUCUCUUCAGCUACUGUCGAAACUGCAGAAUGUCCAAACGGGACAGGAUGGAGCGAAUUCUCAUCCACUUGUUACUACGUACAGGGAGGUAGUAUGGUUUGGGACACAGCAGUUGCUACAUGUGAAGGUCAGGGAGCUUCGAUAGUUGAGAUCACGUCCGUAGAGGAGAACAAUUACGUCAAUAGCAUCUCAAGUGGGUGGCAUAUAUGGCUUAACUGUAGAGACCAUCUUGUGGAAGGACAAUUUGUUUGUGGAGAUGAUGAUCACCCUAUCACUUACACGGCUAACGAAAUAUUGAGUUCGAAUACUGAGCAAGCGGACUGUGUUUAUUUCAUUGCAGGAACUUGGGGUGUUUAUGAUUGCGCAGCAACACCCAUUUCCAUCGUCUGUGAAAUAGAAGUUGCAAACCCUCAAGAUACAUCUCAAACUGUUGUAACGACAGAACAACCAAUUUUUUCGUCAGCCGAGAGUGUGGAGAGUACAACAGAGGAGCACGUUCCAUUUACUGCUGAAGUCACCACUGAUCAAACGAUUCCUUCUGACACUGCUGUGAUCACAACCGAUAUGCUGGUUUAUCCAACUGCGGCUCCGAAGAGUCAAAUGCGAGGGUUACACUUCGGAUACAUGAAGAUAUAUUCAAUCAGUACAGGGAACUGUCUAGUCGGUCACGUGAUUUAUGAAGACCUUCUUACUUCUAAGAUCCGCUGUGUAGCCCGCUGUUUGAGCCUUCUCGACUGUUUGUCCAUAAAUGUUUUCUCAAGAGAGGGGAGAGUUCAGUGCCAGCUCAACAAUUCCAAUCGAACUGUAUCGAGCAAUGACUUCCUGAUGGUUGAUGACUGUCAAUAUUUUGAGUUUAUCAUGCAUUUUUAAAAUCUCGUUUGAUUCCACCGAAUACGUUUUUAUACAAGUCAUGUAUAUCUUUAUGAUUUCAUGGUUCGGUGACAAUAUGCAAUCCAAAGUAGUAACUGAUUUUUUUAAUCGCUCCUUGUAUAGCAAAAUAUAUAGGCUUGCAUGGGUUCAAAACCUAGUAUAUGCACCCCGGAUAUGCACCGCUGAAGCCAGAGUUGCUUUAGCGUUGGUUUAACAGAAGCGAAUGGUAGCGAGCGUUGGUUUAGCGGCGAAGCGAACGUUGAUAGAGCGGCGUUCUGCGCAUGCGGGCGUUGGCUCGGCGGGGGUUUAAAGUUGGUUUAGCGGUAUACCGCUUUUGACUGUACGGAACUGAACGAAUCGCUUUGAUACAAGUUCUGAUAGAUUCCAAGUGGGCUCCUAGCUGGUCCAUUUCUCCCCCUAUUUAUAGCCAAAUUCUGGUCACGCGCGCUUCGACAUCUCCAUACCAACGCCAAACCAAUGUUCAUCACCGUAAUGGAUCGUUGCUUCAACGCCCGACACCGUUCCAGCAAUUCCGUGUCCGCUCGUAAAUCGCUUACAACCGCUUCACCAAAGUUUGUGCAACGUUUAAUCACCACCCGCGGGCAAAGCUGGCGAAGCAGCGGUGGUCCAGCGUUCAAGAUUUCUGUGUUGGCCUUGCGGACCCAAGCAAGUGUGUUCUUGUCGUCCUCCUGAGAACGACAAGAACACACUUGUCGAAACGUCGAGAUUGGGUGGUCCUUUUCAGGACCAACACUUGCCCAAGAAAGAUACAUGGUGUACCGUGAAACCUACUACACUAUUCUUUUCUUCGCCAUGGAAACCUUCAAAAGUAUAUAGACCUUGUUCAUAAAACUUUGACAUAAAGUUAAUCAUGUAUUACUGAACAUCCUGCUUUAGUUUCAGGUCACAUGACCGAGAUCAAAUGUCAUUUAGUGUCAAUGAACAUCAAAAUCUUAACCUACGGUUGUUUUUUCUAAAUUUCAUCAUAACUUUAAAAUUUUAUGGAUCUAGUUCAUGAAACUUGGACAUACGAGUAAUCAAGUAUUAAUAAACAUCCUGUCCGGGUUUCAGGUCACAUGAUCAAAGUCAAAGGUCAUUUAAGGUCAAUGAACUUUUGCCAUUUGGGGGGGUAAUUUAGGAAUUGCAAUCAUAUCUAUAAAAGUUUAUGGAUAUAAUUAUUUUAUGAAAUAUGGACAUAGGGGUAAUCAAGUAUCACUUACAGGUCUUGGGUCACAGUCAUGACCAAGGUGAAAUGUCAUUAAAUGACAUCGACACUAAAUUUUAGGGUCAAUGAACAUAGUAUCAUAUCAUUAUAUGAAUGGUGCUUUUUGUGAAUACCCAUUUUAUAGCAGUUUUUUAAGUCAUCGCUGCUGCUAUAUUGAAUUGCGUAAUGCAGGCGAGACUGCCAGAGGCGCUCCACUUGUCUCCUUCUACCGCUUCUGCUGUGAUUUCUGUUUCUCUCUAUAGUUGUAGAGGGGUGGUAUCAUCAUUAUGAAGGCUAUACUUGGCAUUAGUUAUUAACAUCCAGUAUAAUUUGAUUAUUAGAAGCAUAUUCACCACAUGUACAUGUACUCAUGCCUUGAAAAUUCCAUAAAAUGCCUUGUGUUUCAAGGCGUCAAUUCCUCAAGACCAAGGCUAAGGCAAACUCAAGGUCAAGUACUACAACACUGGUAAAAUUAUGAUUUCCUGUUUGAUAUCAAAUUGGAAUCUGCUAUGAAAAAUAAAAGUUUGUGUAAAGUCAGUCAAGUAUGAUUUUCAUGGACAAGCUUUCAUUGUGAUUUUAAUUUUUUAUAUAAUCCAUUGUCUAUUAUGUGUAGACAUUUACCUAUAGAGAAUUUCAAUGUCCCAGUAUAUGCGCUUGCAAUACUGGAUAUUUAUUCGUGUAAUUAAUUGAUCACUAUAAGCAUAAACUCUGCAUUAUCAUCUCCAUGUUGCCUAAAAAACGGUCAUGUUUUAUAAAUGUGAAUAAUGCUGACAGUGCAAUGAGUAAUUAAGCGAAUGAGGUAACUAAACAAUUAAUUUAUUAAGCAGUCAUUAAAUGUUAGAUGUAUUGACCUUGCACUCUGGCAACAAAGAAUCACUUUAUGUAAUUAAAUAUCUAAUAAAUUAUGUUCUUUGACUAUAA
Molecule: messenger RNA, 3873 nt
Organism: Lytechinus pictus (painted urchin)
Lineage: Eukaryota; Metazoa; Echinodermata; Echinoidea; Temnopleuroida; Toxopneustidae
Product: C-type mannose receptor 2-like
Exons: 7
Coding region: 399-1748 (449 amino acids)
Source: RefSeq, a predicted model, not a curated record